GUCAGAUGGUAAAUGAUAUCAGAGAAAAAAAAAAAAGAAGUUAGGUUCUCUUAUUUCACCGAACAGUCGAGCGACUUCUCUUUCAUCAAUCUCCAAAGAAGAAGCGCUUCUCGAGCCUUCUAAAAGGGAAUGGUUAAUGCGUUAGAUUUGCAGAGCUUUAUUCUCAGAGCUCGAGUGCUUAAACUUUACAGGCAAGCUUUGAAGAUAGCUCACAGAGCUCCUCCUCAGGCUAGAGGAGAAUUAAAACAGAGUAUAAGGCAAGAGAUGGAGAAGAACAGUGAGUGCAAGGACAAGCAAAAGAUCAGGUAUCUGAUUAGUGAAGGAUUAGAGAGGAUUAAACAACUUGAUGAGAUGUUGGACAUGCAAGGCCAUUGAAAUCGAUCGCUUUUGUCCUUUUGUAAUGUAUUUGUUGUUUCUAUCAGAUCAACAUUUUGUCUGAUUAUAACAAAAAAAAAGUAAAGUACAAGAAACAAGUGUUCUUCUUGUAACAUAUUCAUUUGAUGCUUAAGAUCUGAAAAAUCAAGUGUAACAAAUAUGUCUAGGUGAUAAUAACAAGAAUGAUAUACUUUUUACUUAUAAAA
Raphanus sativus (radish) is the source of this 581-nucleotide messenger RNA. RefSeq lists its product as uncharacterized. Lineage: Eukaryota; Viridiplantae; Streptophyta; Magnoliopsida; Brassicales; Brassicaceae. The transcript has 3 exons. Bases 130 to 375 code for a protein of 81 amino acids. Gene Ontology annotation, cellular component: mitochondrion. The record is from RefSeq and is a predicted model, not a curated record.